Messenger RNA from Cuscuta campestris, 1299 nucleotides. Lineage: Eukaryota; Viridiplantae; Streptophyta; Magnoliopsida; Solanales; Convolvulaceae. The record is from the annotation of a GenBank genome assembly.
GACUCCUUUGAGCUCCCGAAGAGGACCGGUAAAAUCCACAAAGUCUAACAAGAGACCAUGGAGAUUUUAGAUGAAGAGGAAUCCUAGCCUACCAGACAGCGUCAAAGAAUCCUUCACCUGAUUAGGGGAUGAAGACCCGAGUGAAAAAGGUGGAGACUACCCAUCCCUCUGUAAAGAGGAAGAGAGGGGAAAGCCAAACGGGCAUCUAGUCCUUGAAGGAGCUCUAGGUUCUGCUUGGCCUCAGGCUGAAAGAUGUAAGUCUCACCCAGUAUGUGUAUCCUAUGCGCCUUACAUUUAUCGAAUCGUAAGGUGGGGCCGGAUGCCGCUGACCGGUUCUCAGAAGGUUCUCCCUCUAAAGCUGCCCAGCUGAAGGAGAAGGUGAAGGAAGAGGAGCAAAAGGCCCGGGAGCUGAACACCGUCAUCAUGCGCCAAAUUGAUGAAUUGACGAAGCUCUCUAGGGCUGCCUGUGGGUGCCGAGAACCUUCAGCUGAAGGAGGAGAACACCUGGCUAAUGGAAGAGAGGAACAAGUGAGGAACCCAAUCCUUGAGAAUCUUCGUGGAUUGAACUUGAAUCUCCCACGUGCAAGCAAAAACCCAAUAACUCCCGAAAUGAUCGUUGUGAAUCAAGAACCAAUUGUUGGAGACAACCACAUAGAACGUAUAAUCUCAAGCCAUUCCAAAGAGUUGGUUGAACUUGCUAUUGAAGGGAAAAGUUCAAUGAAGGAGCAAGAGGUGAAAUUCCCCAUAACAGACAGCUUGAUUGUUGGUUUUCACGGCAAACGACAACCUAAAAAUGAAGGAGCAGGAGAUGUAGUGGACAAGAGCUCCAUCGUCACCACGGCGGCGGAUCUUGAGAGCAGGGAGGAGAUUGACACUCUAAGAGGAUUUGAGGGUGUAAUUGAAUGUUGAAAACAAAGAGAUAAGAAAAGAGAUAGAGGAAUGUAUUUGGAUAGGUUCUCGCAGCCCCGUUUUCAGUCCGGAUCGAAGACCAAACGAAGUCCGAUCGUGCUCAAAUUUUAGUAUGUAGUUCCUCACAUACUCCUCUUCAAAUCCAACGGUCAGAUUCUAAUUUUGAUGCCCGGAAGGCUGUUUUCUAGCUGUGUUUUCAGACCUGCGUUUUUGGGAGUUUUUACUCCAUUUUAUGUUGAAUUGUUGAUUGUUGUUGUUCCAAGGUUGCUCCUUGAUGAUUGUGUAUGCCUCUAGUGUUUACUAGAGAGGAGAACUUGUUGUACCCACUUGGUUCUUGGUGAUUAGUGGAAGUUUGGGUGCCGUUGUUGAACGGCCGUGGUUUUCUCCCCG